Asterias rubens (European starfish) is the source of this 3892-nucleotide messenger RNA. Its product is annotated as gamma-aminobutyric acid type B receptor subunit 2-like. The record is from RefSeq and is a predicted model, not a curated record. The transcript is spliced from 17 exons. Gene Ontology annotation, molecular function: G protein-coupled GABA receptor activity. Gene Ontology annotation, cellular component: membrane; G protein-coupled receptor heterodimeric complex. Bases 1 to 2376 code for a protein of 791 amino acids. Gene Ontology annotation, biological process: gamma-aminobutyric acid signaling pathway; G protein-coupled receptor signaling pathway. NCBI's taxonomy places the organism in Eukaryota, Metazoa, Echinodermata, Asteroidea, Forcipulatida, Asteriidae.
AUGAUUAACAGUUCAUCGAUACCACUCUGCUUGCUACUGAUGAUAGCAGCUUAUUUCGAUGAACUACCUGGAGUGCAAGUAAAGGCAACGCGCAUGGGGAACGCUACUGGUAAGCGACCGGUCUAUAUCGGAGCAUUUCUCCCGAGCAGUUCUCUCCCAGCCUACAGUACACUGGCCGAGACUCUACAAGUUGCUGUCGAUCAUGUCAAUAACUUGACGGGAAUCUUAGAUGAUUUUGAGCUGCGGUUGCGAUGGAAUUGGACGAAGACAGAACCUGGUAGAGGUUUGCUGAUUAUGAAUGAGUUUGUCCGAGAAGGACCUCCAGUUCUCAUGGCUUGGGGACCUCUCUACUCAAAGGUUGCAGUCAUCCUAAACGAAGUUAUGCCACGCUAUGAUAUUGUACAGGUAACUACAGCCUCGUCCUCAAGUCUCAAGGAUCGUUCCCGCUACCCGUUAACGCUUCAAGCUGGGGGUGACGAGAAUCACUUAAACCCCGCAAGGGUGGAGUUUGUCAGGCGCAUGGGUUGGAAAAGAGUCGCAAUUAUCUUCGAAGAUAACCAGUAUUUCCGUAAGAAUAUUGAGCAUCUUGCAGUAUUGUUGACAGAGAGUGACGUCACCAUACUCACACAAGAAUCUGUUAAGGAGGCGGAAAACUCAGAUGAACAGUUGAAUAAUCUUAAGAGACAUGACGCAAGGGUGAUCUUUAUCGGUUUUUACGCGGAGUCUGCCACAACAUUAUUUUGCAAGAUUUACAGAGCGGAUCUUUUUGGCUCAAAAUACGUUUGGCUUUUACCAGGCUGGUACCAAGAUGAGUGGUGGAAGGACAUUGCUGACGUAUCGUGCACUCAUGACGAACUGGAAACUGCUUUAAACUUCUACAUUGGAUUCAACUGGGACUUUGGACUAAAAGACUUAUCUCUAUUGGAUCUUAAUGGAAUUAAGUUAUACCCAGAGCAAUUGGAAGACGUGAGCAAGCUUAAGUUUAGCGCUACACGUUCGUACGACUGCUUACUUACCAUUGCACUGGCACUGAAUUCAUCAAUACCCGAUCUGCAGAAGCUGAUACCUCCGAGGCGACUAGACGACUUUAAUUACGGAGAUACAGAAAUGGCGGACGUGUUUUGGAACCACUCGUAUCGGACAAAGUUUGUGGGUGCAACGGGCCCGGUGGAGUUCACUGAAGACUUUGGGCGCAAAGGUGGCAAUAUAUUUAUUGUGCAGUUGAAAGGUAACAACGUUGUCAAAUUAGCGACACUUCACCCAAACGGUCAGUACACCACAGUUGCAAACACAUCUAUCGAAUGGAGAGGGUCAAGAAAACCAGUCGAUGGUGUCAGCGAGACGCAGCAGUUUCUCAGUGUUUCCUACUGGCAUCAGAGCGUUAUGUUCAUCUUAGCUGGAUGCGGUGUUAUGACUGCGUUUUUAUUUCUCAGUCUGAACAUUUACUUUCGUAAAGAAAGAGCCAUCAAGAUAUCGAGUCCUCAAAUCAACAAUCUGAUUGUUUGUGGAUGUCUCCUUCUUUACUCCUCUGUCUUCGUUUCUGGAAUGGACACAUCUGGAUGUGAUGAAACAGAAUUCAUCAUCCUGUGCUAUACGAAUGUACUUCUGACAUGUGUCGGGAUAUCCCUGUCAUUUGGAUCUCUACUGAUUAAGACAUACCGCAUAUUCGCAAUAUUUAAGAUAGCUGUGGCCAAGUUCAAGAAAAUUGAUUUGCCUGAUCGCAAGUUGAUGUUUUUUGUAUUAAUUCUGGUCUUGCUGGAUUUUCUCUUGGUGACUAUGAGAUCUGUCAUCGGUCAAGCAUUCGUCCAAAACGUCCAUCUUAACAUUAAGUUGAUCGAUCCCGUUGAAGAAAUUUACAUCAUCCCAGUUUUCCGCCAAUGUGGAUAUCACUAUGGUAAUGUCUUCACAGGCGCCCUCUAUAGUUUGAAAGGAAUCAUGUUCGUGUUUGGCAUAUUUCUUGCGUGGGAGACUAGAGAAGUAAACAUUAAAGGGAUCAAUGACAGUAAAUACAUCGCUCUAUCCAUCUUGGUUGUUGGUUUAACCAUCGCUCUAACCAUACCAGCCCUUCAAGUUCUUAGCAAUGACAUUGACCUACAGUUCUCUGUCUACUCGAGUGCAGUGAUCUUCGCUAAUACUACAGUAUUGUGCAUGGUGUUCGUACCCAAGCUUCGUCUAAUUAAGACACAUCGAAACACUUUGCAAACAAGCAUGUUAGUAAAAACAACUCGUACCACCUCGGCUGAAUCUUUUCCCCCAAGCAGAAGCAGACUAACGGAUCUACAAACUACCCUAGACAAGAAUAAAUCGGUUCUGAAAGAAUUGUUGACCGUUUACCGAAGAAGUUCUGACAAUUCCAGUAAGCCAACAGACUGCUAGAUACGAGUUCUGACAAUUCCAGUAAGCCAACAGACUGCUAGAUACGAGUUCUGACAAUUCCAGUAAGCCAACAGACUGCUAGAUACGAGUUCUGACAAUUCCAGUAAGCCAACAGACUGCUAGAUACGAGUUCUGACAAUUCCAGUAAGCCAACAGACUGCUAGAUACGAGUUCUGACAAUUCCAGUAAGCCAACAGACUGCUAGAUACGAGUUCUGACAAUUCCAGUAAGCCAACAGACUGCUAGAUACGAGUUCUGACAAUUCCAGUAAGCCAACAGACUGCUAGAUACGAGUUCUGACAAUUCCAGUAAGCCAACAGACUGCUAGAUACGAGUUCUGACAAUUCCAGUAAGCCAACAGACUGCUAGAUACGAGUUCUGACAAUUCCAGUAAGCCAACAGACUGCUAGAUACGAGUUCUGACAAUUCCAGUAAGCCAACAGACUGCUAGAUACGAGUUCUGACAAUUCCAGUAAGCCAACAGACUGCUAGAUACGAGUUCUGACAAUUCCAGUAAGCCAACAGACUGCUAGAUACGAGUUCUGACAAUUCCAGUAAGCCAACAGACUGCUAGAUACGAGUUCUGACAAUUCCAGUAAGCCAACAGACUGCUAGAUACGAGUUCUGACAAUUCCAGUAAGCCAACAGACUGCUAGAUACGAGUUCAAGGCAGUUAUGUGCAACAAUCAUAACUGUUAUAACUUAUUUAAAAUGUCGCUGCCAGAAGAAAGCAUCCAACAAUUAUUAAAAAAGUAGAUUAACACAACGGUGGAGAACGAGAGAAAAUAAAUGUGUACUUUAGUCUAUUUUUUGACAGUAGGCCCUGCGAGCAAACAUACUCGGUUCGACUGGACUAAUGAACUAAAGAUAACAGUCAUAUUUGCUUUUCUAGUUCAAAUUGGUCGUCACUGUCGGCCGCAUGUGUCAGUACGAGAAAGUGUGAGUCAUGAUAAGAAUGUGUGCUCUAUGUUUGUAAUCGCUGUCUUUCAUCGAUAAGAAAGAGGGAUUUAUUUGUCUCAUUGGUGUUAGAAUAAAAUUAAAAUUAAAUUUAACAAAUGAAUUUUGAAGAAAAUGCGACUUGUAAAGCAAAUCAGAGUUUGUGCGUGUAGCAUGUUGUGUAAUACUUAUGUAGUUCCACAGUUUGUGGCAUGAGGUAGAGGACGCAUCAUGUCUAUAUAAGACCUAAUCGAUAAAGAAAAAAAACAAACAGUAAAAUUAUUAAAAUAAAUGCAUAUUUAAUAAACAAAAAGCUUAAACACACUUGAGCCUCUUUUGUUCCAUGGAUGCUUUAAAAGACAAUUUGUUUUAAUCAUUUAUGUUAGUUUAAGGUACUUUUUAGUAUUUUUUUAUUUUAACAUUAAGUAAUUCAGCUCAUUUGAACAACAUAACAAUAUAAUUAAAUUUGCACUUUAUAGUUGGACAAAUGAUUCUUAUAAGUUAUUAGUAUUGAUGAUUUAAAACCUUGCCCCAACCGUUUAAAGGCACUGUACACGUUUGGUAAUUGUCAAAGACCAGU